Molecule: messenger RNA, 2015 nt
Organism: Elgaria multicarinata webbii
Lineage: Eukaryota; Metazoa; Chordata; Lepidosauria; Squamata; Anguidae
Gene: TFB2M
Product: transcription factor B2, mitochondrial
Exons: 8
Coding region: 62-1291 (409 amino acids)
Biological process (GO): rRNA methylation; transcription initiation at mitochondrial promoter
Cellular component (GO): mitochondrial matrix
Molecular function (GO): mitochondrial transcription factor activity; rRNA (adenine-N6,N6-)-dimethyltransferase activity
Source: RefSeq, a predicted model, not a curated record
UGGGUCUCUACAAGGUCACCCACGUGUGGGCGGUGGGAGCCGGCGCGUGUCACUUGGAAGGAUGCUGCGUUCGACGGCGGCGAUGGCGGUUGUGGCGUUGGUCCCCCCUGGCCUGCCAGGGCGACAGUUGGUGCGGGCGGCUCAAAGCUUAUCGUCCGGGUUGCGGCUUUCAGUGCGCGGGGUGGCAGGUCCAAGUAAAAAGGCUCACGGCCUGGUCAAACCCCGCUUCCCGCUGCUGAUCCCAGAGGUGGACGAAACGGCCCGGGUAGUCAAGGAGAAGACGAAGCCUUCGCCCCCGCUGCGAAGGUUCAUCGCCUGCCCGGAGCUAGCGCGGGCCGUGGUCUCCCGGCUGGAGAAGGGGCGAGGCCCUGAGCUGCAGAAACCCCUCGUGCUGGAAAGCGAGCCAGGUCCUGGAAUCUUGACCCGAACACUGCUCAAUGCUGGUGCCCGUGUGAUAGCUCUGGAGAGUAAUAACACCUUUAUUCCUAAUUUAGAGUCUCUAAAGAAGAAAGUAGAUGGCCAACUAGAAGUGUUGCAUUGUGAUUUCUUCAGAUUGGACCCUGUGAGUGCUGGAUUAAUGAGGCCACCUUUGAUGUAUUCUGAGAGGCUUUUUGAGAACUUGGGCAUCUUGCCUGUUCCUUGGACAGCAGAUAUUCCUCUAAAAGUGAUUGGAAUUGUUCCACAAAAAAGGGAAAGGAAUCUCCUUUGGAAGCUUAUCUAUGACUUAUAUGAACGCAGUUCUAUAUAUAAAUAUGGAAGAAUAGAACUGAACCUAUUUGUCAGUGAAAAGGAGUACAAGACUCUUGUUGCAAAACCUGGAGAAUCAAGAAUUUAUCAAGCACUAAGUGUAAUUUACCAAACAGCCUGUGAUAUUCAGCUUCUGCAUAUGGAGCCUUGGUCUUCAUUUUUAACUAAUUCAAGAAAUGGUGGACUUUCCAUCCCAAAAAGUGUGUUGCUGCAGAAUGACCACUUAUGCUUAGUUCAGCUGACACCCCGGAAGGAUUUAUUUACAGAGAGCUUGACAACCAUGAAUUCAAGCAUAUUUAUUGUGAUGGUAAAACAAUGUCUUGCUAAAUGCAAGACUAAACUUAUAGAUAAACUAAAUUUAUGGAGUUCCGAGAGCGGGAAGAAACUGUUGAGACAGUUAGAGAUACCAGAAAACAUUACAACGGGUAGUUUAUAUCCAGAACAGUACAAAGCGCUUUUUGAGAUUAUGACACAAUCUAAUGAAUUUGACCAAAGCUGGCUGUAUGAGAACGAUUCCUUAGACGAUAUCAGCAUAAAUAUUUAAAAUGAAGCCUGUUUACGUUGGAACAGUUUCUUUGUGACUUGGAAUGUAAUACAAAGGAUAAAGUGGCCUGAAAUCUCUUUAUUGUUGAAGAUAAUUUCUAUCCAAAUUAUGAUGAUGACAGCUCUUGGAAAUCCAACAUUUUAUAGAUGCAAGCAAAAGCAAGAUGAUGGUUCCUGCAUGGAACAUUUUGAAGUUUCUGUAUCUUCUAAGAUGGAAAGGCACAAUUUUGUCUUCCCCCUAAACGCUGUAGUGAGUGAACUCCUGUUUUUAACUGUUGGAUUGUACCUGAGCUGCAUUGGGAAAACAUGUCAAAUAUGUCAUGCUUUGCGGAUCGUUUCAAAAAUAACUGCAGCAAUGCUAAAAAUGGGUGUGCAAGAACCAUUUUUUAGAAAAAUAGGUACUCUAAAUCAAUUUUUCCCAAAGCAACAAUGAACAAAAGAAACAGGAGGCAAAAACAGCGAGGAAAAGUGCAUUUCUGGUUUAAAGAUUUGUUUUCAGAUCCUUGAGUAAUCUGCUCAAAACAUAGUAAGAUGUCUGCACACAAAUAUGUAUAUAGUGUAACUUUAUAUAUAAUAUAAAGUGAAUAUACCUCAAUUAUCCUGUUUUUUGAUCAGGACUCUAACUGCAAUGUAAAUGUAUGAGUUUUGUCUCAUCACAAAACUCUUCCUAAUGUAUAAAAAUGUAAAUAUUUGUAUUAAAAAUGCAAUAAAAAUAUUUCUAUCUA